CGAGGCGCCUGCGCGGAACGGCCUCCGACUAGGCCUCUCCUCCUCCUCCGCGCCGCGGCUCCCCUUCCCUCCGGGCCGCCAUGGGCGAGCUGGAGCCAGACGUGGCGCUGCGGGUGCUGGCGGAGGUGGAGGAGCUGGCCGAGGAGGUGAUGGGCGGGAGGCAGCAGGUAGGCCUCGGGGCGGGAGGAGGGAGGAGGAGGGAGCGGGCGCCCCCAGACAGCCCCCCGUCUCAACCGCCCCCCUGAAAAGUAUAGGGCAGGUAGUGGUUAAGCUCACCUUCAUGGCAGUGUUAGCCUUCCUCAGCUUCCAGGUGGGUGGAGGGUGCCGUAGCUGAUUAUUUAUAUAUAUAUAUAUAUAUAUAUAUAUAUACACACACACACACACACACAGCCCGUGGGGUGGGUGGGUGUAAUAUAUAUAUAUAUAUAUAUAUAUAUAUAUAUAUUACAUAUAUAUUAUAUAUAUAUAUAUAUAUGCGUGUGUGUGUGUGUGUGUGUGUGUGUAUAUGUAUGAUGUUGUUGUUUAGAGUGUGUGUGUGUUAUAUAUAUAUAUAUAUAUAUAUAUACACACACAUAUUGUUUAAGCAGUAAACAACAUAUGUAUGUAUGUAUAUAUAUGUGUGUGUUUGUGUGUGUGUAUAUGUAUGUAUAUAUGUAUGAUGUUUAGUGUGUGUGUAAUUAAUACACACACACACAUAUACAUACAUAUAUUGUUUAAGCAGUAAACAAUAUAUGUAUGUAUGUAUGUUUGUGUGUGUGUGUGUGUGUGUGUGUGUGUGUGUGUAUUACACACACACCAUGGGCUUUGUGUGCAUUCCCUUGUUGCAAACCUGUGCCCCCUCCUCCGCCCCAGAUGCCUUCAGGGGUGGCUGGAGUUACAGUCCUACAACAUUUGGACGACCAACUGUUGUUAUCAUUUAUUACAUUUCUAUUCCACCCUUUGGCCGAGGACCACAGUUACCCACCCACCCAUCCAUGCAUCACCAUUAUUAUUAUCAGUGCUAUUUUUCCUUGAAAAAGAGGUGCCUGAACUGACCGUGAAUGCCUCCCUUGUUCGCUUAUUUAGGCAAGUCUGCCCAGGUGUUUAGAAAGUUGGUGCGUGUUUUAAUCCUUUUUUUCCUUAGUCUUAUUGUUUUAACUUUUUGAAAACUUCAGAUUACUGUUGUUAAUUUCUCCAAGUGAUACCGUAAUUUUAUAAUUUUAUUGCUUUACCUUUUUUUGUAAACUGCUUUGAGGGGGUGUUUUUUACGAUCAUAAUUUUUGCACAUUGUAUUGAUUUCUUACCUGCCCUUUUCUGUAAGGCCUUAGGAACAGUUAAAAGGUAAAGGUAAAGGACCCCUGAUAGUUAAGUCUAGUCGCGAAUGACUUUGAGGUUGCGGCACUCAUCUUGCUUUACUGGCCAAGGGAGCCGAUGUUUGUCCACAGACAGUUUUCCCGGGUCAUGUGGCCAGCAUGACUAAGCCGAUUCUGGCGAACCAGAGCAGCGCACGGAAACGCCAUUUACCUUCCUGCCAGUGCGGUACCUAUUUAUCUACUUGCACUUUGACGUGCUUUCAAGCUGCUAGGUUGGCAGGAGCAGGGACCGAGCAAUGGUAGCUCACCCCGUUGUGGGGAUUCGAACCGCCAACCUUCUGAUCGGCAAGCCCUAGGCUCUGUGGUUCAGACCACAGCGCCACCCACAUCCCAUAUAGGAACAGUUAGAACAACAUAAAAAUACAAUACGGGAAUCAGGGGAGUGCUUGUGAACUGGCCUUCAUGGAAAUCUUGUUGUGACACACCCUGAAGGUUUUUUCCCCAUUUCUCCCUUAGAUUGUGGAUCUGGGUAUGAAACAAAAUCAGAACCGGGAGGCCCUGAGGGCCCUGAGCAAGGACAUGGAGACUUCAGGUGAGAGGUCUUUUCGAACAUCACACAUUGCAGUCCAUUGUAAUUGGCGACAGUUCUCCAGUGCCUUAGGCAGUCUGCCUUUCCCAACCUGCCACCUGAGAUACUUCUAAAAGGAGAUGCCAGGGUCUGAACCUUGCACGUCCUUUGUGCGCAUAUCAUGUGUGCUGUUGUUGAGCUGAUAGUCUCUCCUGUCCCUUUUCCGUCUGUCUACAGAAACCCAUUGCUUCCCAGAAGCAUAUGGCACAUGGCAGUUUGAGAGCUCUGAUGUCUGUCCAGGUCUUCCUGUAUACAGUGGUACCUCGGGUUAAGAGCUUAAUUCGUUCUGGAGGUCUGUUCUUGACCUGAAACGGUUCUUAACCUGAAGACCACUUUAGCUAAUGGGGCCUCCUGCUGCCGCUGUGCCGUCGUCGUGCGAUUUCUGUUCUCAUCCUGAGGCAAAGUUCUUAACCCGAGGUAAUAUUUCUGUGUUAGCGGAGUCUGUAACCUGAAGCGUAUGUAACCCGAGGUACCACUGUACCAGGGUUCCAAUAAUACCAGUGUACCAAAGUAUAAGGCAGGUAUACCUUGUGCUGUGCUGCUUGCUUUGUAAGUUUUUUUGUUAAAGCAGAACAUAAAGCAGAACAUAAAUGUAACUUUCUCCAAGGACCCCAGAAUUACCCUGUUUUCCUUGUAACUAUCCUGUAAAUUACAUAAGGCUGACAGCUAAGGAGUUCCCAAGACCUCUUGCAUGGAGAAGUGAUUUGAACUUGGUGCUCUGGCCACACACGCCUCUUUACUUGUGAAUGAAGUUCACAUUUGUUCCUGCAAUUUCGAUGUCCUAUAUGCCACUAUGCUGAAUCUAGAUUGUCUUGAGACUCCUGUAUUUUCUCUGACCUCCGCCUGUUUUAUUAUUUACUGCUGGAACUAUAACUGUAGAUGCCACUGUAGGCAUCCCAGAGCUAAACCUAAUAGAAACUGCCCCUUGCUAAGCCAGCAUUAUUUUGAAGGAUGCGAUAGAAAGAAUUCAGAUAACAGCAAGGGCAAUUUUGUUAUGUGGAAUAACUCUUUCAUUUCUUCUUGAGCAUUUUGACUAGAGCAAGCUUAUCAAAUGCAGCUGUCUCCUUCAUGCACUGUAAGAGAGCCUAAGAUGGUCACCCCAGCAUGAAGUGAGAAACAAGCUCAUAAUUGUAGAAAUGAGUAAUUGGCUGCAGAUGCCGCUGUAGAAGUUGAAUGCACCGUGAUUACGACAAGUUCCUAUAAGGCCCUAUAGAGCUCAGGACCAAGUUACUUGUUGACAGACUGCCUUACCUCUUCUGUAAAUGUUACAACCGCUUUUUGAUUUUGCCUUAGACUUUCUAUAUUUGUUAGGUUUGGUUUAAAUUGCUUGCAUUUGUAUUGUUUUGGGAUGUGGUACACUCAGGUGGAGGGGAAAUCAUCUGAACACCUAGAAAUGUGAUGCUUGGAAAUUUGAAAUAUGUCUUCAGCUCUGUGUUGGGCUGUCUCUUAAUAAUUAGAUCCUUUCCCUCCACACCUGUAUAAAUAAAUCACUUUAUAAGGUCAGAAGAAUGGCAGUUUCUCUUCUUUUCUCGGUAUCCGCUCAAUAGAGCAGACAGCAGAAGUUUCAUAAUCCUGCUUAGUAGCAGGACAGGGAAUCAGCCUGAUCCCAGUCACGGCUUUUGCGUCAUGAAUUUUUGCAGUGCUGCUGGUAACUAUAAAUGCAGAUGCCACUACGGGAAAUAAUGCAGUAACUGUAGUGUUUAGUGAUAACUUAUAAUAGUUACUGUUACAUUUCACAAAUUGCGCUGGCUCCCCGCUCCCUUGCUGCCAGCCUUGAGCCUGCCCGUCCUAUCCAAAUGUUUUCUGGUGACACGUUAAGUUGGGUGACUAACGUCUGCCGCAAGUGGCAGCCGCGUCUCCUCUUCUCCCCGGGGAAAGAUUGUGCUCAGCAAAUUGCCUGGCUUCCCUCACACGCAGCAAGCCUUUUGCAUUAAUGAGGGCAAGGCGGAAUAAACGCGCUGGGCCUGCGAUGGUGCUUUGCUUCAUGCGCGUCUUAGGCCAGUGCUGAGUCUUUGUCCAAUGAUGGUGUCUGCUUUACCCCUCUCUUGUGGAAUAUUUAUCAUUCUCAGGCAGCUUUUCAGAGUCCAUUGACUUCCUCCCAUCCCAGCCCCACCAACUGGGUUGCAUUACUACACUUGAUCUUAGCCAAAAGGCCAAGAAACUGGGUUGCAUUCAAGAGUAGUGCUAAAGAGACCGUUCUGUCAGCCCAGGAAUUUCUGUUUGCCCAGUGGAACCAUCGCCCCUCAGCACCACCAUCUCACGUGCUGUUCUGGGGGUUCUCCCACCCCUCUUGAGCAAAGUUGAGGAGGGCACAGAGGGAGGAAAGGGUGGGAUAAAGCCCUGUUGUGCUAGUGAGAAUUCCCACGCUGAUGUCCACUAGCACAACAAGUUAGUUGAAUAUGGCUUCCAGUUUGGUAAGGGGUAGGGCAGAUCUGGGUAUACAGUCAUACCUCGGGUUAAAAGUGCUUCAGGUUGAGUGUUUUCAGGUUACGCUCCGCGGCGACCCGGAAGUAACAGAGCGCGUUAUUUUCGGGUUUCGCCACUCGCGCAUGCGCAGACACUCAAAAUGACAUCACGUGCGGAAGCGGCAAAUCGCGACCCGCAGGUGCGGGUUGCGUUCGCUUCAGGAUGCAAACGGGGCUCCGGAAGGGAUCCCGUUCGCAUCCAGAGGUACCACUGUACAGUGGUACCUCGGGUUACAGAUGCUUCAGGUUACGGACGCUUCAGGUUACAGACUCCACUAACCCAGAAAUAGUACCUCAGGUUAAGAACUUUGCUUCAGGAUGAGAACAGAAAUCGUGUUCUGGUGGUGCAGCAGCAGCGGGAGGCCCCAUUAGCUAAAGUGGUACCUCAGGUUAAGAACCAUUUCAGGUUAAGAACAGACCUCUGGAACGAAUUAAGUUCUUAACCCAAGGUACCACUGUAUUUAUUUUGUUAGGUGGUUGUUCUAAAGAGACUUAGAAAGAGACUUAGAAGGUGUUUGUGAGCUUUAGGCCACGCAUGACCAAACUUGGCCUUCCAGCUGUUUGGGUACUACAAUCCCCAUCAUCACUGACCACUGGUCCUGUUAGCUAGGGAUGAUGGGCGUUGUAGUCCCAAAACAGCUGAAGGGCCAAGUUUGGCCAUGCCUGCUUUAGGUAAUCAGGUAGGACCCGAACCAAUGGAUUCAAAUGACAAGCAAGGAGAUUCCAGCUAAACAUUAGGAAGAACUUUCUGACGGAAAGAGUUGUUUGGCAGUGGAAGGGACUCGCUCAGGAGGUUGUGGACUCUCCUUCGCUUCCUUGGAGGUUUUUAAUCAUCUGCCAUGGGUGUUUUAGUUGAGAUUCUUGCAUUGCAUUGGGUGAGACUUGAUGACCCUCAGGGUCCCUUCCCACUCUACAAUUCUAUGAUUCUUUAAUGCAGAUUCGUCUUCUUGUUUUCAGAUAAAGUCAUGGUUUGCUUUGGGAACAUGUUUGUGCAGUUUGGGAAAGCAAAAACCAAGGACAUGUUGCAGAGAGGUAAGAGCCCCGUUAUGUUUUCUGUCAUCUGCAUGGAAAAAUCUGUGGUUUUGAGAGCCAAGUCAAUUUGCAGUUCAUCAUCUUGGUUCUCUUUUCAUAGCUUGUACCAUCUUGGCGGCUUUGUGCUGAUGUGGUAGAUGCCGUCUGAGUGCAUGCUAGCUUCUAAGGUUUUGUCACAUGCUGUCAAACUUUAGCCCGCACCCUGCGGUUAUGAGGCCUGUCAACCAGCUUGAUAUUAUUUAAAAUGAAAGGUGAGAUUCUCAAGGUGCUGAUUGGGGGAUUAUUGUCCCCAGAGGCAGAGGGGGGAAGAAGCUGAGCAACUGGCCACUGAAGGGGAAAGAGGACUUUGUCAGAAGCCUUACUGAAAUCAAGAUACACUAUGUCCACAGCAUUCCUCUGAUCCCCCAAGCUUGUAACUCUACGAGAAAUGAGAUUAACCUGCCAUGACUUGUUUUCGAGAAACCCAUGCUGGGUCUUAGUAAUCACAGCAUCCUUUUCUAACUGCUAACAGACCAACCGUUUAAUUUCUGCUAUGGGACCUUUCCUAGUAUCGAUGUCAAGCUGACCAGUUGGUAGUUACCCGAGUCUUCUCCCCUCCUCCUUUUUGAAGAUGGGGACAAUGUCGUAUUAACUGUGUGUUUCUAGAGAAUCUAAAUAAUUUAAAUAACAACAACUUUUGAGGCCUAAAGUGACUGAAGCAAAUCAGCCAAAUUGUACAUUACACAGAGCCCCUGAACUGUUACCCAGCCAGCCUUGAGGGAAAAUCCCAUCCUCCUUUCAGAUGCAACUGUAUUAUUUAUUUGUAUUUAUUUACAAAAAUAUUUUUAUACCGUUGUAUCAUAGAAAUAUAUCAGCAGUUUACAACAAUGUAUUAGUUUAGUAUUCGUGUAAUUAGUACUAGUAGUGUACAGCAAAAUCCAUGUGUUGGAAUUUUAUUGAAAUUGUUGGUGUGCAAGAGAUGUCCCCAAAUUGUUGCGUUUAGUUGCAGUAAAUAAAAAUCUUUGGCUUGUAGUCGCCAGUGAGAUGUAAUUCAUACUGGUUUAAACUGAAGCUUAAAUGGGAACUGCCAACCUAGCAGUUUGAAAGCACAUCAAAGUACAAGUAGAUAAAUAGGUACCGCUCCGGCGGGAAGGUAAACGGUGUUUCCGUGCGCUGCUCUGGCUCGCCAGAAGCGGCUUAGUCAUGCUAGCUACAUGACCCGGAAGCUGUACGCCGGCUCCCUUGACCAGUAAAGCGAGAUGAGCGCCACAACCCCAGAGUCGGUCACGACUGGACCUAAUGGUCAGGGGCCCCUUUACCUUUAAUGAGUUGAAAGGGGGGGGGCGGCAUCUUAAUACAACACAACGGCAAGCUUUCCAGUGCGAAGAAAGAGUCCUUCUACCACAGUGCUUGCUCCCGAGAGACAAAGCAGGGAGUAAAGUGGGUUAAUUCAGGUAGUGAGUCUUAAAUCUUCCAGAUGACAGUUCACUGCUUUUUCUCCAGAUCAAGAACUCCUAGAUGAAGAAAUAGCCAAGUUGCGGAAGGAGUUGAAAGUGAAGGUCAACCGUCUCUUGGAAGCUCAAGGUAUUUGCCAGACAGGCUAGAAUAAGGUGGCUGUGUUUGAUGGGGAACAAUGGGUUGGUUGGCUCUUGAUCAAGUGCUCAGGGCUUAGAAGUUGCCUUCUUGCCUCCAUUCUUCAUGUCAUCUCGAUCAGCAGUAGUGGUUUGGGAUAACCGUAGUGGUUUGGGGUGAGCAGGAUUAUAAGGUGUACGCUUAUAAAUAUCUGAGAAUAGGCUGGUUCAAGUCUACUUAUUGGGGUGUUCUCCUCUAUAAGCUAAGCAAGGGGUGUAGUGGAAGCUGAGGCGAGGCAGGGUAAUUUUAUUGGUUUUUUUUAGUUUAGAUCUUGCCCUUCCUCUCCAAGGACCUCAGGGCAGGAAACACAUCAAUAAUCAAACAAAAGAAAUACAACAACCACGCAACGCUCUAAAAACAGUGAUCUCAGGGACAAUGUCUUUCAACCAUCAAAUGUCUGGGUGAACAGGAACCUUUUGAGAUUUCCCCCGAAAGUCAGUAAUGAGGGAGACAAGUGCACCUCAUCUGGGAGGGCAGUCUACAAAUGGGGAACUACCACUGAAAAGGCUCUGUCACUGGUCAAUAUCAACCAGGCAGCCAUGAGACCUGGCAGAGACCCAGAAGACCUUGGAGCUUCCCUACUGCUGGGGAGUGCUCUGGAACAGUCUACUUUAUGGUCAAAGUGUUUCCUCCAUGGAAUGAGACAAUUGUAAGAAAAGGUUUCUGCCAAACAACAGCAACAACAAAAUUUCUUGUGCCAUGUCCAUCUGACUGGGUUGCCCCAGCCACUCUGGGUGGCUUCCAACGAAGUAUAAAGGAAACCUAUAAAUGAGUCCUAGUGUGAGGUAGGGAGGUUUUCAUCUUGGCCACCUUUGCAGAAGUCUCGACCUGGGAUCAGGCCCCACACACCUACUAUUUGCACUGGAGUAAACGCUCCCAUUUCUGCCAAAGCUUUUCUUUCAAUGCAAAUUGCAGGAUUUCUUUUGGGGAGGGGAGAUCUGAUCUGGGAUUGCAGCAUGGAGCAAAAGGUUUUAAACUUCAAUUAUGGGGGGGGGGGUUCCCCCACCUGCCCUGUACCUUCUGAAAUUCAUUCACACAAUGGUUAGCUGUGUGAAGGAUGCCUCGCCUAGUUUGUAUGGUUUCCGCCGUCUUAACUCCCUUUCCCUCCUACCCUCCUAUCAGUGUCCAAGCGAGGAUGCAUCAUUAAGCAAAGCUUUAGCCGCAUUGCCACAGUGGAAUGUUUUUUCCUUCUUCAUCCCUUAUUGACAGUUCAUAAAGCUGCAGGGCCUGAAGGUCGCCGAGUCCCUCAUGCUGUUCCAGAGCAGGCUCCUUCUUUCCUUCCCCCGUCCCCCACCAAAGAGGCUGUAGUCUUCUGAGCGUCCUUUGGCAGAAACUGAAUCAAUUCAAACUGUAUUUGCUCACCUCUGUCCCAGCUCUAAGCUUCUUGGGCCAAAUGUUUGUCCUUUACCGUUUAGCACUUCACGGCCAGUGAUGGUACAUCUAGUCCCCAGCAAUCCAGGCAAGGGAGCCAAAGCCACACUUUGCAAAGGAAUCUGCAAAUUCCCCAGUGGCUCGGCUGGUGCUUCUACUGUGGCUCCUCCCAACCUUUUUAACACUCUUCAUCUCCUUGCUCUUUCUUAUUAUUUUUUUUAAAUAUUUUUAUUAAGAAUUUCAACAUAACAAUUUAUCAAAAAUACAUCAUCCUCAUCCCCCCCCCCAUUUUCCCCCUCCCCCAAAAGAAAAAAAAACCUUCCCACCCACCCCCAGACUUCCCUCAGCGCCUCUCUGUGGUUUUUUAGCACAUAUUAUUCUCUGCAUAUUAUAAAAUUGUAAAGAUCCUUAAUUUAUCUGUCCAUAUGUUACCAAUAAAAAAAAUGUGUAUGUUUAUUCAAACCCUGCCAAGGAGUCCAGUUCAUUUUGUUGUUUCUUUAAAUACUUUGUAAAAGGUUCCCAUUCAUCUUUAAAGUCACAGUUGUCCUUGUCACGUAGUUUGUGUGUCAAUUUCACCAAUUCCGCAUAGUCCAUCAAUUUCUCUUGCCACAGUUCUUUGGUCGGGAUUUCCUCGUUCUUCCAUCCUUGUGCUAUUAAGACUCUUGCCGCCGUUGUCGCGUACAUAAAGAUGUUUUUCAGUUUCCUUGGCAGGUCUUUUCCUACAAUCCCUAACAAAAAUGCUUCAGGCUUUUUUACAAAUGUUAAUUGGAACAUUUUCUUCAACUCGUUAUAUAUCAUUUCCCAAUUUUUAAAAUUUUUUACUACAGUCUCACCACAUAUGGUAAAAAGUCCCUUCUUUUUCCUUACAUUUCCAACAUGUGUUUGAGCCAGUUUUAUACAUUCUUCCUAUCUGCACUGGUGUUAUAUACCAUCUGUACAUUAUUUUCAUGUAAUCCUUGUUCUUUCCAAAGGUAAGCCAGAGCUGAAAGGCUAUAGCCUGAAGCCCUUGAGCGCUGAAGAGAUGCGGUUCAUGAGAAACGUGGUGGAUGGUUGAAGCGGCUUCCUGGCGCAGAUUUAGCAGCCGCCUCCUGCACAGAAAAAAACUCGAGAGAACUGCUCGCUUUUCAAAAGGCAGCUUCGCGUAUGCCUGAAGAAGGGGGUUUCCUGAGCUGUUGAGCAUCUGAUCCCUGGCAUCCUUUGUUGGAGAGGUUUGGGCUUGGGUGAAGCAAAAUGCUCAAGCUGGUGUCCUUCUGCGGUUUUGACAGCCUGACUGAAGCACAAGCACUGAAGCCCAAAGAGUAAGAGGUUGCAAUGUUGUCAUCAUAAGAUGGGUUGCUGAGUUCCGACCGCUGGAAAGGAAGCAGCAGGAACAGGACACUGCACACGUCUUUGUACUAAUAAAUUGUAUGCUCAAAUCCAAAAGCA
Podarcis lilfordi (Lilford's wall lizard) is the source of this 9824-nucleotide messenger RNA. NCBI's taxonomy places the organism in Eukaryota, Metazoa, Chordata, Lepidosauria, Squamata, Lacertidae. The record is from the annotation of a GenBank genome assembly.